AUGGGUCCAAAGCCGAAUCGAAAAGAGGAGGGAAAACCCCCGGAGUCUGCCGACGACGAGGUGACGAAGACGACGACGACGAUGCGCAACACCGAGGCGAGAGAGCGUGCGAAACGAGGAGGGUCCAUUCCGAGAGGCGUGGUCGAAAAGUCGCGGCGGGGGAGACAGUGGGGGAAAGGGGGAGACGCAGACGAGGGAGGCCGGCGAGAGGAGGGCUUUUCCCAAGCAAACCAUGCCAAGGACGCAGGGAUAUCAAGACGAGCAGACGGGGGAAAAAAAAAGAAGAUUUUUCGAGGAGAAGGGCAAAUCUUUUCUGUGUACACAUUAGCUACUGAGCUUGAGCCAUGA
Caenorhabditis auriculariae is the source of this 348-nucleotide messenger RNA. NCBI's taxonomy places the organism in Eukaryota, Metazoa, Nematoda, Chromadorea, Rhabditida, Rhabditidae. The record is from the annotation of a GenBank genome assembly.